Molecule: messenger RNA, 1550 nt
Organism: Dreissena polymorpha
Lineage: Eukaryota; Metazoa; Mollusca; Bivalvia; Myida; Dreissenidae
Product: slit homolog 2 protein-like
Exons: 2
Coding region: 60-1460 (466 amino acids)
Cellular component (GO): extracellular matrix
Molecular function (GO): protein binding
Source: RefSeq, a predicted model, not a curated record
GUCACAAGUGUAUAUGUAUCUACUGGCACAGUUGCUUAGGGCAAAACGUGAAAAUAAGCAUGCGUUUUCUAGUACCAACUCUGGCUCUGGUACAUCUGACCGUUGUUACCGGAUUCCUUCUUGAUCACACAUGUUUGAUCGGAACGACGUGUACCUGCACCAGUACUGAAAUACUAUGCAACAACCAGGGCUUGGAUAAUGUUCCCUCAUUCAAAAUUAAUGGCAGAAACACCAGCAUCGAUCUGCUCGACAUGAGCGCAAACAACAUAACCGUUCUAACGACGAAUGCAUUCACUUCACUAGGAGCUUACGUGACGUCAUCAUUACGAAUUGACGUCAGCGACAACAAAAUACGCGUCAUUGAAGACGGCUGCUUCAAUGGAUUGGAGGACAUGAUCGUUACCCUAGACCUAAGUCACAACAAUUUACAGGGUAUCCCUACAGCGGUUGCUAGCCUAUCCAAGAUUCGCGUUCUGAAAGUGGAAUUUAACCCGAUAAUUGCCUUAGAUUCAUUUGUCCUGUCUAGAAUUGGAAACACUCUGGAGAACAUCAGUAUUACGCUUGAUCGUUUUAAAAGAUGGCCGAAUGAGUUACAUUUUCUAUUCAAAUUAAAAGAACUGACCGUUUACAAUUUCAACUCUCCUAUAAUCAGGAACUCCGAUUUCCAUUACAUCACGCAAAUUCUGUCACUGUCUUCCAUAGAACUGUCGCAUUCACCACUGGAAGAAUUUCCGGGAACGAUUUGUGACAUGUCAAAUUUAAAUUCAUUGAACAUCGCCAACAACGCUUUCGUCGACAGGACUGUUGAGUUCUUCAGCAUUUGCCACGCACCAUUAAACCCGAUACGAACACUUUCAAUGCAUUCCAACAACUUCGACGUUCUUCCCGACAUUGGGAAAAUAUUUCCUAACAUCGAACACCUGAAUUUCUCAGACAACAACUUACGUUACCUGAACAACGAGCUGACCGCUAUGUCACGUUUGAUCAGUCUAGAUCUAAACAACAACAGACUGGCCCAUUUCCCUUCCACACUGGAUACCUUAACGCCCAGCCUUCAGGUUCUCUAUCUUCGCAAUAACUCUCUGAUUGACAUUGACAAUAAGGCAUUGACCUCCCUGGCGAGUCUUCAGAUGUUGUUCCUCGACAUGAAUCCAUUAGAAUACAUCGGAGCGAACGCUUUCCACACCAACACUGCGCUGAAAACUCUGUCCCUCUCUUCUACAAGGUUGUCCACUGUUCCAUGCGCUCUUGCGUCCAUUACUCUUCAGAACGUUGCCUAUACAAACACGACCGUGGAUCUCACCAAUAACAAUAUCGACUGUGAUUGCAAGAUGAAAUGCCUCUCGAAUCUAAAUUUACAGAAGUUUGAGUUUGUCGGAAACCCGGAAUGCGCCCAGCCGAGCACUGCUAUUGUUGACUUCAUACAAACGAUCAUCAAAGCAAGCGUGUGCCACACAUAAUAUAAAUAUGCUCGAUCAGGUCUUUAUAUUGUUGUAAAACCAAAAGAAAAUCUAAAAUUGUUGCUACUGUAUUAAAUAUGUUUAAAAGUA